Messenger RNA from Paramuricea clavata, 1235 nucleotides. The record is from the annotation of a GenBank genome assembly. Lineage: Eukaryota; Metazoa; Cnidaria; Anthozoa; Malacalcyonacea; Plexauridae.
AUGAAAGAGUCCGAACUUCCAUUGACAAACAGAUUUGAAGGCCUUCAGGAUGAGAAUGAUAUGACCACAAAUUGUAACUUGGACACUGGUGUCAGCAGUGAAAACUCUAAGUCUCUAAAUCAUGCUACAGAACAUUCUGUGUCCGGUGUAAGACCUGUGCAUAGAAAGCAAAAUAUUAUACAACAACAAAAAAAUCCUAAACAAAAAACUACAAUUGUACUCGGCAAUUCAAUGGUCAAGCACCAGAAAGGAUGGGAUAUCGGUGAAGCAGCUGGACACUAUGUGGUCGUUAAAGCUUUUUCAGGCGACAUGGUUUGUUACAGCAAACCAAGUAUUCUUCAAGCACCUGAUCAAAUAAUUCUACACUGUGGUACAAAUGAUUUACGCAAUUCUGAACCAGAAGCAAUUGCAAACAGGAUUAUUAUAUAGUUAGUGUCAAAGUUCAAUUUUUCUGUUUGCCGAUUGGUCAAAAUCGUGUCAUGUGCCGGUCCACAAAACGUCAUGUUCCACAACCGGUCCACAAUCAAACAUUUAUUGACCGGUCAAUAAUAAAAUGGGUGCAAUACGUAUGCAUGUCAACCAUGAAGUUCCAAAGUUCAUUUUUUAAAACUUUUUACUAAACAUUUGCGGCGUUCCAUUUAUCCAGUUUUGGUUUCAAAUUAAGAUAACUCCAAUAACCGGUGAAUUAUUCAUACUUUGACACUUAUAUACUAUAUAACAAAACACUUAUUUACUGAGACCUCAGGAAAGCAGUGUGUUUUGAUCCAGCUUUAAACGAGAAAAUAAGAGGUACUAAUGUUUUAUUAGCUAGAUUAUGUAAACAAAAAAAACUUGCAUGUAAUUAACCACUCAAAUAUAACAACUGAAAAACUAAAUAUAGUCUGACGUAUACGCAUUCAUUUUUGAGAAAAUCAUGCACUUUGUGAAGAAAGCACCAAAUUUGGCACAGUUAUAGUUCUUGAUGAGGCGAAAAAAACUGCAUAUGGAGGCAACUCCAAAAAUUCAAAUUAUAGCCGUUAACGGCCCAUUUUCCGUGAAGGCGAGGCAGAAAACCGGAAGUGCAAUAUAUAUCUUGAUUUUUUAUUUGUAAAUUGGCUAAAAAAACUUUUUUGUUCUCAGAUAAGCUUUUUAUGUUUAUUUUAGCCUAUGUACUUUUUAGUGUAUGAAACUAGUUCAUUUAUUACAAUUUAGCCGAUGUCAAUGGUGAGAAUAUGGUCAAAUCAACUCAUUUUUAA